Molecule: messenger RNA, 4788 nt
Organism: Sabethes cyaneus
Lineage: Eukaryota; Metazoa; Arthropoda; Insecta; Diptera; Culicidae
Gene: Usp20-33
Product: ubiquitin carboxyl-terminal hydrolase 20
Exons: 7
Coding region: 523-4248 (1241 amino acids)
Biological process (GO): protein deubiquitination
Molecular function (GO): zinc ion binding; cysteine-type deubiquitinase activity
Source: RefSeq, a predicted model, not a curated record
GUCAGAACUCUAAUUGCUGAAUAAUAAGAAGACGUAAAUAUAUUUUUUGCAAUAGCGAAAUAGCAAUUUAGUUAAAUGUGAUCUAAUUGUUAGCACUCAUCUAUAAGUAGUUACUGGAGAAAUAAUUGCUUAGAAGUGUUUCGUUAUUAGGCAGAAAAAUUAGGUUUCUUCAACUACUCGUGGAGUGUAUAAACUGAACCUUAAUUGCUAUAGUGCAUCAUACAAUAGUGUCGUAGCCCGUAGGGAAAGAUAGUUAAUUUGCUGGGUCAAGGAGACUCAUGUUUUUUUGCAGGCUGGACUAACGACGUCGUUUUGUGCAUUGACAAAAACUAGUUUAAAGAUAAAUAUUUUGUACCUAAUCAGAAGUGAAUAGUGAAUAAUGCCGUUGCUUCGUAUUAUAGUUGAUUUAAGUUUCAAUGACACAACAUAGUUAACAAGAUUACAUAAUUGUUGAUGUUUUCCUCCUGCGCUUGUCAGUCAUUGAUUCGUAGUGGGAACUGAUCCUCAUUCGAGUGAGCAACCAUGGCUCGCUGUGGAAGUAACAAGUGUCCCCACCUCGACAACGUCGUACAAUUGUCGCUAUUGGAAUUGUGCAAGUUGAAAAAGGGUGAACCAUGUACUGAAUGUGAAGCAAAUGGGCCCAACCUUUGGAUAUGUCUGCAGAAGAACUGUCUGCAUAUUGGUUGCUCGGAACAGUACAAUGACCACAGCACAACCCAUUUUCAAACUUAUCGAUCUCACUGCAUUCACAUGAAUUUAUCGUCACAGAGAAUAUGGUGCUAUUUGUGCGAGCUCGAAGUGUUUCUUGUACAACAGCAACAGCAGCACUAUCAACAGGUUCGAAGAACCUCCGUCAUUAGUAAUGAUUCUAGCGAUACAAGUCGCUAUUCAACUAAUAAUGAAAAAUUAUUGAUGUAUGGAGAUCGCUUUGCUGGUGGGGGUGGAGAGUCCUGUGAUAGCAGCUGUGAGGAAGAUGAAUUUGAACGGCAUGGCAAAUGGAACGGUUUGGUUGGGCUGCAGAACAUCGCAAACACAUGUUAUAUGAAUGCUGCCAUUCAAGCCCUUAGCAACAGCCCUCCGUUGACGGGGUUCUUCUUAGAUUGCGGUUCAAUAUUGGAUACCGAUCUGCUUGGAAAUCAGACAGUGUCCAAACCGGGAUUAGCGAAGCACUAUCACAAGCUAAUCAAGGACAUGUGGUGCAAAAAUCGUCGUUAUAUCGUUCCCAGCGGCAUUUUAUAUGGAAUACGUAUUGUUCAUCCUAUGUUUAGAGGUUACCAGCAGCAUGACACGCAGGAGUUUCUUCGCUGUUUUAUGGACCAGCUGCACGAAGAGCUAAAAGAAAUUGCUCAGCCACCACCGGAAGUACUUCCCAUGCAAGGAAACCGGAUCGCUAGAGCGAGUGGCAAUAAUCAGUCACCCUGUUCUUCUCCUUCACCAUCGCAAUCGGAAGCGGAAUAUGAAACUUGCGAUAGUGGAGUCUCCGAACAAUCAAGUCUAUCGGAUGAAGUUUCAGUCAACAGCAAACGUACCAGAAGGCUCUCUCGUUCACCUAGUCCCAAUGAAGGUCCGCAAAAUGUAUCAUCUGGAAGCAAGCAGCAAUCGCCAAUUGGAAGCAAUCGGAGUACUUCGAGUAGUACUGCGAGUAUGACUUCAUCCCACCAACAACAUCAACCGGGAAACGCUGGCGAUCAGCAGCAACCGAAGGCCAUUAAGGAUAAGCUACCAGAACGGUCGAUCAUUAGUGAUAUCUUCGAUGGAAAGCUUCUUUCUUCAGUUCAAUGCUUGACUUGCGAUCGAGUAUCAACGCGGGAAGAAACAUUCCAGGAUUUAUCGCUGCCUAUUCCUGGUAAAGAUCAUCUAGCCGUCUUGCAUCAAAAUCAUUCCGGAAUGCCAACUACGACUCAUACUACAUCUGUCGUAAGCGGUGGCAACACAGGAAGUGCAGGUGGCAGCAGUAGCAAUGGCAUCACCUGCUCGGAUGCUGUCUAUCCAGUUACUGGAGACAGUUGGAUUUGGUGGAUUUGGAACUGGCCGAUUUGGAGCUGGGUUCGGUCCUGGUUUUGGGGACCAGCAGUAAGCCUUCAUGACUGUAUGGCAGCCUUCUUCAGUGCUGAUGAGUUGAAGGGUGACAACAUGUACAGUUGUGAGAAAUGUAAUAAGUUGCGAAACGGUGUUAAAUUCUCCCGUGUCCUAGCAUUGCCGGAAAUGUUGUGCGUUCAUUUGAAACGAUUUCGCCACGACUUAUCGUACAGCUCUAAAAUUUCCAGUCCGGUUCAUUUUCCCCUGCAAGGGCUGGACAUGCGUCCAUAUUUACACAAAGAUUGCAAAUCGGAUGUUACUUCAUAUGAUCUUUGUGCCGUCAUUUGCCAUCACGGAACGGUGGGUGGUGGACACUACACAAGUUUUGCCAAGCAUGAUCCCACUGGAAAAUGGUUCGAAUUCGAUGAUCAGCUUGUAACACAGGUUAACCCUGAUGAUGUUCAAAACUGCGAAGCUUAUGUACUUUUCUAUCGCAAGAACAACACCAAAAUGACCACGAUUCGAGCACAGGCAAGCGAUUUGAUUAACGUUCAGGAGCACGCUUCAGAUAUUCGUUUCUACAUAUCUCGUAACUGGCUCCAUCGAUUUAACACCUUUGCUGAGCCUGGCCCUAUCGACAACUGGACGUUGCUUUGUCCCCAUGGAGCAUUCCCGCCGAGCAAGGCACCAUUUUUUUCAAAACUAGUAGUCCCAAUUCCUCAAGCUUUAUGGGACUUUUUGUAUCAAAAAUUCGGCGGUGGUCCAGUCUGUAAUCACAUUUUCCCCUGUCAUAUUUGCAAGAAGGCAGCCGAGUCCUUGUCUAGAAGACAACGCGCCGAAUUGGAAGCAUUUACCGCAUGUAAUGAUGAGUAUCAGUACAAUGAAAACCCGACUCCCAUUUACGCUAUAUCGAUGGCAUGGUUUAGACAGUGGCAAUUGUUUGCCCGCGGUGUUACUACAGAUGAGCCAGGACCCGUUGACAAUAAAUCAAUUGCUGUCCCAGGUGAUAACAGCAUUCCAUUACGCAGUGUCCGUCAAGGUUCCGAUUAUGCGCAGAUAAAUUCUACAUUAUGGCAUUUCUUCCACGGUAUUUAUGGUGGUGGUCCAGAAAUUGUACUUAGAGGACAGCCAGUUCCUCCACCAGAGGUGAAACCUACAAAAAGCGUUAAAGAAAGGGAUCCUGAACCGAUGGAUAUUGGUGAACCACCACAAACAUCAUCCAAAUCAUCGACGAUUAGCAGCGGAGUUCAAGAAGCUACGCCUGAGAUACCCCCUGAGGUGCCAUCAAGCAGUGCUAAUCACAUCGUGUCACAAAAACCACAAAAGAGUGUAUCCUUCGAAGAUAACGAGAGCUACAUGGAUAACGGAGCUGAUCACAGCGAAACGUUACGAUCUGUUCAAAUGAAGCGGAAGCAAAUCAGACAACAGAAGGAGCAACAACAAUCCAAAGAUUCAAAAAAGAUGGAAACGGAAAGUACCGAUGGAAUAGUUACCUACCUGCGUCGUAAGCAACUCAAACACCAGCAGCAGAUAUCGCAAGAUGCCAGCAAUGAGAAACACCAUAGCGACACGUUGGACAUUAGAGGGAAAAAGGAUAAACGCCAUCGUACCGGAAUGAAGGCAAGCGGUCUUUUUGGAGUAGAAGGUAAAUACCAACCUGCUAAUUCGGACACCUCCCCAAAUAGUAGCAUUUCUCAUGCUGAAACGUGCAAUCAAUCACCAAACACCAAAGGAAACUACAGCAGUCUAAGCUCCGCCGUUGCAGCUUCAGCAGUAUUUUCAAAGUCUGCGGACGAAAGCCACAUCGGCUACCAUCAUCACAGUAGUGCCAAUACUAGCGAAUCCGGGGGUAAUAUGACUGUUCCCUCUAGAUCCGUUGACGAAAUCAUGCCACUCUUAACGCAAGCCUCCAUCAGUCAAAAUUCUCCGCCAGAGGACGAAAUUGGCGAACGAGACGAAAGCGACGGAGAUGGUGAGAUGAAUGCAACAAGCAGAGACCGGUCGCAGCAUUCUCAUCAUCGCAAAAGUCAUCACGGCAAUAAAAGUGGUGGUCAUUAUUCUGCUGAUAAUGGCCACGUUGAUCGAGGCAUGAUGGCCUUCGGCAGAAAGAAAAUCAAAUCCAAAUAUUUGAAGAAUAAGCAGACCAAAGCACCUGGAACGGCCGAUGGCACUGAGCAUUAUGCUGUCACUGCUGUUAACGGAACACAUACAAGUGACAGUGAGAAAUGAGUGAAGCCAGUCUUUCGACGUUUCCGCUUUUUUUCAUUCUCGUGAUAGAGUUAUUUUUUUUUAAAUUCUGUCCGUAAAAUGUAAAUAGUGGUUUAAAUCUAGGGGUUUUUUAUUCUAUUUUGUCUGUUACAAGGGUUUGUCUCUUUAGUAAACGGAAGGAUACUAGAAUAUUUGUGUAGAGCGAACUGUAUUUCUGUUCAAAUGAGAGAAACAAGUUGAUGCAACAUUAUAUUUUCUAUUUUUUGUCCAUUAGAAAUCGAGUCGUUAAAAAAAGAGAAACGCGGAUUUCACAUUAAUUAAAAUCAACGAUACAUUAAAAUUUCACACAUUUGAUCCAAUUCGGUGUACACAGUACGCGUUCCCUUUCUGCCAAGAAUAAAAGAUACAUUUUGUCCGUUACAAUAUUUCAAUAAGAACUCAAUUCAAAUAAUUUUUGCAUUCACAUUCAAAAUCUACACAUUCGAAAUAAUAAAUCUAUUUAAAUGAAAUAAAAUAUCGAAGGCAGUUCAAUCUAGGUGCACAUGUAGGCUUGGAAUAAAU